Zymoseptoria tritici IPO323 is the source of this 1742-nucleotide messenger RNA. RefSeq lists its product as uncharacterized. Gene Ontology annotation, biological process: translational initiation. Gene Ontology annotation, cellular component: cytoplasm; eukaryotic translation initiation factor 3 complex. Bases 9 to 1742 code for a protein of 577 amino acids. Gene Ontology annotation, molecular function: translation initiation factor activity. The transcript has 3 exons. Lineage: Eukaryota; Fungi; Ascomycota; Dothideomycetes; Mycosphaerellales; Mycosphaerellaceae. The record is from RefSeq and is a predicted model, not a curated record.
CACCCAUCAUGGCGCCAGCAUCUCUCCUCGACUUGAUCGAGUCCCUCCCGUCCUCGGACGUAUGGGGUCCACCGACCACCACUGACACGACCCUGAACGGCGUGCCAUAUGCGCCGUUCAGCAAAGGCGACAAACUUGGGCGCAUGGCAGACUGGACGAGCGAAGGCAAAGAACGUGAAGGACGCGGCGGGCGACAACAGUACAACCAGAGAUACCGCGAUCAGAUCUACGGAGCGGGUCCAGGGGGCCUCCAAACAGUCUUCAACAUCGAGGGCACAAAUGAGGAGAGCUCGUUCUCGCUGGUGGAUCGCUCUCAGACUUCGGCACGAUCACGAGGAUUUGGUGGACGAGGAGGCACAUUCACGCGCGGUCGUGGACAACGAGGCGGACAGAACCAGCGUGGUGGACGGGGUACAUUCCAGCGUGUGGGAGGUGGACGGGGAGGACAGCAGGGCUUCAACGACCGUGGUGGACGAGGUGGACGGAGAGGAGGUCGCUUUGGCUGGAAGGACUGGGACAAGCCGCAGCGCAACCGGGAGGCUUCGGUGCAGCCAAAGGACUCGUGGCAUAUGCUCGAGGAGAUCGACUUCAACCGUCUGUCGAAGCUCAACUUGGAUACCGGCGAAGGCGAGGAUCUGGACGACUAUGGUUUCCUCUACUACUACGAUCGCUCUUACGACAAGCAACCUGGUGCGCCGACUUCCAUCCGCAAGCUGACUGUCCUCGACCGCGCCGCAUACAAUGUCACAACUUCGUCCGAUCCUGUCAUUCAAGAACUGGCCGAGAAGGACGAAGCCACCAUCUUCGCCACGGACAACAUCCUCUCCAUGAUCAUGUGUGCGCCUCGCUCCGUCUACAGUUGGGAUAUCAUCAUGACCAAGCAAGGCAAUAAGAUCUUCAUCGACAAGCGGGACGGUAGCAGUCUCGACAUGGUGACCGUGAACGAGAACGCCGCCGAUGCGCCUCUCGAAAUGAGCGAGGGCAACAAGGAUCAGAUCAACGCUCCAGGCGCAUUGAAGGAGGAGGCUACACACAUCAAUAACGUCUUCCCCACACAAGUCGUGACCGAGUCCGACUCCAGCAAGCACGAGAUGCCCAACGAGCACCCCUUCUACAACUCCGCCGAGGAGACCGAUCCUCCCGCCUCGAAAUCCUACAAAUACCGCCGCUUCGAUCUCUCUCUUGAGGCCGAUGCCGAGCCUCUGCACUUGAUUGUGCGAACAGAGCUGGACGCUGUGGUCAAGAACAACAUUUCCGGCGAGGACCAGUACCUCACCAUCAAGGCCCUCAACGAGUUUGACAACAAGGCACAGGGCAGCGGUGGUGCGCUCGACUGGAGGACAAAGUUGGCCAGCCAGCGUGGUGCCGUGGUUGCGACGGAGAUGAAGAACAACUCUUGCAAGCUCGCGCGAUGGACUGUGCAGAGCAUUCUCGCGAAGGCUGAUCUGAUGAAGCUUGGAUUCGUCUCCCGCGCCAACCCCAAAUCCACAACCGAGCACGUCAUUCUUGGAGUGUUGGGCUACAAGCCUCGCGAAUUCGCUGCGCAGAUGAACUUGAACCUCAACAACGGCUGGGCCAUCGUGCGAACAUUCGUCGACAUGGUGAUGAAGGAGCCGAAUGACGGCAAGUAUGUGCUCGUCAAGGAUCCAAACAAGCCUACGAUUCGGUUGUACCAGGUACCGAGGGAUACGUUCGAGGAGGACGAGGGCGAGAUGGAGGGCAUGAGUCGGACACUUGCCUGA